Molecule: messenger RNA, 1151 nt
Organism: Diachasmimorpha longicaudata
Lineage: Eukaryota; Metazoa; Arthropoda; Insecta; Hymenoptera; Braconidae
Gene: mbf1
Product: multiprotein bridging factor 1
Exons: 4
Coding region: 221-670 (149 amino acids)
Cellular component (GO): nucleus
Molecular function (GO): DNA binding
Source: RefSeq, a predicted model, not a curated record
AGCUGACUUCGUAGUGGUGAAUUUCGGUCAAAACGUUUUCGAGGAAAUUGCUGGAAUCUCACGAAAUCGGUGUUGUUGCCACGUUAGUAGUGGUCACAUAAAAAAAAAGAUAUUGGCGUAUUAAGCAAAAAUCAUUCGAUUUUCGUGUGAGUGUGAUAAAAUCAAGUCAUUAAAUUAUCACGCUAGUUUUCACCAGAAAGAUAUAAAUUUAAUAAGAAAAAUGUCGGACUGGGACACCGUGCCAGUUACGCUCCGAAAGAAGGCUCCAAAAGGUUCAGCGCUGAAAUCGGAGAAGGCAAUCAACAAUGCACGUCGCCAAGGAGUUGCAGUCGACACUCAAGUCAAGUGGGGAGGUGGUGCGAAUAAGCAACACGUCAUUACUAAAAACACAGCGAAACUCGAUCGAGAGACUGAGGAGCUGAAGCAUGAGACCGUACCGUUGGACCUGGGAAAGCUCAUGCAGCAGGGAAGAGCUAAUAAGAAUUUGUCACAGAAAGACCUCGCCACGAAAGUCAACGAAAAAGUCCAGGUGAUUAAUGACUACGAGGCAGGUCGUGGGAUCCCAAACCAACUGGUAAUUGGUAAAAUUGAGAAAGUCUUGGGGAUGAAACUUCGCGGAAAGGAUCGUGGUAAACCACUGGAGCCCCGGGGAUCAUCAGCGAAACAUUGAAUCUCCGGGGAACCACGAGCACUUGAAAACUUUCUUUAAGGUUCUUACAACAACAACAAUACAAAAUUCAAAGAAAAAUAAGUCAAAAUGCGUACGUGAAUGCUAGAGUCACCAGAGAUAAUCUCCAAGCACCGUUUUGUUUUCUUGCUUCCUUCGUUCUUCACAAUUUGUUUCUUUUCUUUCUUAUGUUUGUGCUUCAUUUUUUGAUACGAUGUAUUAUAACAUAGAUUUUUGUUACACCUCUGUUUAUAUAUUUGAAAAAGAAACAUAGAUAUUUUAUAAGAGAUUGAAAUUUGAGAAGAAAAGAAAAUCAAUGAGUAUAACGUGUAGGUGAAUUUACUCACAUAGGAAUCAUUGAAACAACUCACAAUUAUCCAUAAUAGAAUUCAUGUGGUUAUUCAUAGAAUCAUGUAGAAGAAUUUCCAACGUGAUUUACCCCCAAAUUGUACUGAGUUCACUAAUAAAUGUAAUUUAUGACUAA